AUGACAAAACGUAAACGCCACGAUUAUCUGUGCAGCAGUACUACCACCACUACCGACACCGCCAUUACCAUAACUAGUGAUGACAGGGAUGAAACGCCGAAUGAUCAUGAAACUGAAAGGGAGAAAGUUGUUGACGAGAAGGAGCAAUGUGUAAAAGAGGAAGAUUCGGUUGCAAAGAAAACCAAAGAGGAAUGUCAACAACCAGAACAAGAGGACAAAAGCGAAGUUGUCGACCCUCUGCCUGAGAAUGUGAAUCUCACAAACGAUCAACGUAAGGAGACUGUCACCUCUGCAAUUGAGAGUAGCAACACCGCCACCAUCACCACCACCAAACCCGACAACUUUGCCAUUCGGCGAAAGUCCAAUCGCAUUUUGAGCCUUAAAAGGUAUCACCUCAGCAAUGUCGGCUGCUCUUCGAGCUCGUCUGAGGAGCAAACUCCUGCUCAACCGAAGCUCAACAGUGAAACAGCACAAUCAUCUCAGGCUACCUCAACGACUUCCUCUUCUGAUGCCUCAGGUUCAACAGCUGCUGCUGCACCUUCAUCAUCCAUCUCUACAACUUCAUCCGGCAAUGCUCAGCAGAGCAAGGGGGCUCCUCGCAAGGUUCAAGUGUGGACUGCCGAUGACACGAGAUGGUUCUUUGAGGCACUCUGUGAGCACGGAAAGGACUUUCCGCACAUUGUGUCGUACAUUGCCGCUCGGUGCGAGAAGAAGGGCAUUCCCGCCGAGUCGAUCAAGAACUACGAACAGGUCCGCCACUACUACUACCGAAUGUGGCACAAGAUCUCACAGAUGCUGAAGAUUUCAAACGAAGUCGAAAAGGGCGUUCAGGAGCUCUACGGGCUGAUAAACUACGGCGAGCUGUGGAAGAAGUUUGGCAGCAAGUUCGACCUUCGCCUCAGCGCCAGCCUGCAGCAGCUGGUCGACGUCGGCUACACCGUCUUCAAGAUGAAGGGCAAGUCGGUUCGCGUGCGGACGCCCGUGUGCAAUGCCUUGAAGCGGAUUCACAACAUUGACAGCAAAGCUGCGAGCAAGCCGGCGAUGCAACCGAUUCCGAAGGAGAUUGAGGUGGAGCUGCUGCCGGCGACAAAUGCCGACUGGAUGCGCGUCCACUCGCUGGCGCAGAAUCCUCGCCUUCGGACGAGGCUGAGCAUGCAGCAUCGGCUCACCACCCUGAUCUCCUAUCUGGAACGUCGCUGGAGUCUAACUCGAGUCACCCGGAAUGCCGCUAAUCUGCAGUCCCUCACUACCACCGCCGCCGCCGCCGCCGAUGAUGAUGCCUUAACUUCUGCGGCGGUGGAGGAGGGGGAGGGAGCUUUACCUACGAAUUCAUCUGUGAUAGAGAAGGGAGCGGCAAAUGCAUCUGCUGAAACAGCAGAAGCCGAAAGCAGCGGCUCUAAAAGCACCAAAAAGACGGCCAGUCCCUUUGGCAUUCGCCUGCUGCCCACCAGCUCUGAGAAGCUGAUUGAGCGGCUGCAGCUGAAGAGCACCAACCACUCGAUCUCAGUCAGCAACUUUCGCUCCACUACGAACACUAAUGCUCAAACUGAUCUCUCACUCUCGGCGUACCUGAAGAAUCUGUACGCUGAGGGUAACAAUGCUGAUGGUAGUGGAGGUGGCGCAAACAGUGCUGCUGGCAACGAUGCCAAGGGAAAGGGGCAAUUCAAGAUGAGAAAGUACUCGAGAAAGGCGGCGGCUACUACUACUGCCCCGCAAACGGCGGCAGAUACAAAUACCGCUGCUGCCAAAGAGGAUGAAAAUAAAUCAGAGCAGAAAGACAGCUCUGAAUCAAAAGACGAAGAUGAGCCACCUGGAGGGGGAGAGAAUCAGGUGCUGAAUCUCUUCAAGAUGCUCGACUCAAUGAACGCCGAACUGGCGAUGCCGCUCAAGGCGAGCAAAGCUAUUGGUGGUGGUGGUGGCAGCAACAGCAACAAUAGCAGUCCGGAAAAGUCAAGUCCAGAGAAGCCAAAGGACAACCUGCCAAGCACCAGCAGAAGCGAGCAGCUUUCUCCAAGUGAUAACUUUCUGCAGCUCUUUCACCCACCGGAUCACACUACUCUGGGCCAGUGGCUCGCCGGAGAGAAGGGCGAUGAAAUGGAGGAAAAUGAUGCAACCUCUGCUUCUGGCCAGGCGCACUCCAGCAGCACUUCACCACCAGAGACAGCCAAGUCGGGCGGCGGCGGCAAAUCUCGCCGCCGUGGAUCGCUGGACAGCAGCGAGUUUACAGUGCUGACGGCCAACGAGGCGCGACAGGGCUGGACGCUGAAGGAGGCUGAGUCGAUCAGCAUUGGCGAGCUGUACCUGCUCUUCUCGCGUCCGGCUAAGCUCGUUCUCGAGUACUCAUGGGAAGAGUUGAAGGAAGAGGGUGAGCUAAAGAAGGAUGCCGAGGAAGAUGAACAGCAAAAGGCAACAGAAAACAGCGACAAACACUCAACUACCACCGACAUGCUUCAGAAGCUGCUCAUCGCCGCCAACAUCUCACUGGCAAAGCUAAAGAAGCCGGUUAACUCUUUGGCGCAGAUUAGUGCAAACGCCCUAGCCUCCGCCUCAUCCAGUGGACAGACAUCGGGGACAAGUGCUGGUGGUAGUAACAAAGGAAGCAGAAAACGACCGGCCAAGACACAGCUGUCACCACCCACUAUCACCACAACCACCACUCCUCAGUCGUCCCUGCUGCUGUCGAAUUUAAUUCAUGAUACCAUUCUGAUGGACUGCAACAGCAAGGACGCGCCUGUCUUGCUGGCCCCCACCGCCAACAUUGUCACCCUUGAUAACUCCACUGUGAUUGGCGCCGGUCAACAGCAGCCGCAACAGCAGCAACUCAUUGCUCUACCUUCAAAUAGCUUUUCAGCCGAGCAGUUUGUCGCUCCGAAGCGACCAGCUCCUCGAACUACAUCAUUCUCCUCGAGCCAAUCUGCAGCAGGAUCAUCAGCUGCAACAACAACACUGCCGCCCAAGCCAACCGGCGGCAGACUCCGCAACAACCUGACCAUCCUCGAUGAUCCCUCCAAGGUGGAGGUAGCCCUGAGCUCGCUGAAGGACGGCAGCAAGCUGCGACAGCGGCGGUUCAUGCACAAUCUGCAGAGCAAGGUGCUCGGCACGAGCAGCAGCUCGCCGAACAAGCUGCCGCCCAUCAGUGGAAUGGAGCGGAACAACAGCAUCAUCAGCUCCUCUCUCAGCAACGCAAAGCCCAAACAGCCGACAUUUGCUGGGACAACCAUUUGCUUGACAGGCUACCCAGCACCAGCACCACCACCACCACCAAAGCCGAUACUACUUACUACUACUACCACUACUGACCUGCUCUCUUCCAAUCAGCAACUACCUCAAGAGCCACCAUCGACGCAGCUCACUGGCACACUGGCCGGAUGCAAUGCACCGACGUCCAUUGUGGUGCCCUUUAUGACUGCAAAUGCAACGGACAGUUUACCAAUCCAGCCACUGCAAUCGACAGUUUGCCCUCAAGUGCCUUCCAUCGUAAUAUCGCCGCCCACUGCUGAAGCUACUACCACCAACACCGCCUUCUCUGCCAUCAGCGCAGUUUCGAUCUCAUCGGUAUCUAGCGAGGCUAGUCCGGCGGUGCAAAUUCAACCCCUCAACAGCAUAAACUCCAGUAACUUUGUGCAAUUUGUAAAUACCAAUACCAGUGCUAUCAGUACUAGCAGCUCUUCCAAGCUGUCCGCUGAGCCGAGUGAUCAGUCUCUACUAUCAGUCUCCAAGCUGCCACUAAGUGGCCCCUCGGUGGUGUCCUUGUCCGAAGAGCUGUCAGGCAACAACAACUCACAGUUUUCCUGGUUCAAUGAACACAACACCGACUCGAUGAGUUCCCUCUUGGCAGCCUGUGAUAUCGUCGUCGCCAAUGAGGAACUGCAGCGGACAACGACGGCGACAGGCGUCGAAAGUGUCGGACUGUCGCUGUCCAAUUCAGAGUUUGAUAAUCACGUAAAUGCCAUGGUGAACGAUAACUCGGUGGAUCUAAUGGCAAAGUUUGCCGACCUAGCGGCGCACAUUUCCGCCGACUCCCGGCACGCUUUAUAA
This is a messenger RNA of Rhagoletis zephyria (snowberry fruit fly), 4038 nucleotides long. The record is from RefSeq and is a predicted model, not a curated record. Lineage: Eukaryota; Metazoa; Arthropoda; Insecta; Diptera; Tephritidae.